Trametes versicolor FP-101664 SS1 is the source of this 1718-nucleotide messenger RNA. RefSeq lists its product as uncharacterized. The record is from RefSeq and is a predicted model, not a curated record. The coding region runs from base 102 to 1400 and encodes 432 amino acids. The transcript is spliced from 6 exons. Lineage: Eukaryota; Fungi; Basidiomycota; Agaricomycetes; Polyporales; Polyporaceae.
CUUUACCGUCGACCACCAACUCCCUCCGCCUGCGUCUUGCCGCAUCCGUCUCACCCGCGACGACCCCUCCCCCUCCUCAGACGCGUUUUCCUCAUCCAAAUAUGAGCAAAAAGGGCGCAAAGGCGCAGAACAAGGAGCAAUCCUAUGACUUUCGCGACAUCGUCCUCGCGAAGGUCCGCGGCUUUCCCCCAUGGCCUGGCAUGAUCGUGGACCCGGAGACAGUUCCGGACACAGUCCAGAAGGAGCGUCCGAACGCGAAGACGAAAAAGGGGAAUUGGUACUGUGUACGGUUCUUCCCUGCUGGGGACUACGCCUGGAUAGUGCCCAAGGACAUCUCUCGUCUGCAGACGCACGAAAUCCAGGCCUAUAUCUCGGAGCCCUUCAAACGCUCUGGAGAGCUCCUGAAGGGCUACCGCAUCGCCCUCGAUCCCAAGGCAUGGGAGGAGGAGCGGGACGCCGCCCUCGUUGAAGCCCAGGAGGCCGAGGCCGAGGCUGAAGUCGAUCAGCUCGAAAGCGACGGCGAGGAGGAGGCCGACGACGACGAAGAGGAGAAGAAGAAGAAGCCCAAGAAGAGGAAACGCGACUCUGAUGUGGCCCCUAAGGCGAAGCCAAAGGCGAAGAAGGGUUCGGCGGAGCCCACUCCCAAGAAGCGCGCUGCGAGCGCGCCCAAGGGCAAGAAGAACGGCCCCAAGUCCAAGGCAGUCGUCGAAUCCGAGGACGAGGGCGGCGCAGAGGAUGGCGAACGGGAAGGGUCGGGUCCCAGCAAGAGGAGCUCGCCUCCCCCGGCCAAGAAAGCGAAACGUGAUAAGGACGAGGAGGCCGACUCUCCAUUGAUGAACGACCCCGAGGCUCUCAAAGUCAGGGAAUGGAGACACAAGCUUCAGAAGGCGUUUUUGAACACCAAGGCAACGCCCAAGGAGGACGAUAUGCCUUCACUUGACCAGCUAUUCACGUCGGUGGAGACCUACGACAACAUGACGAUCGAGUACCUGACGUUCUCAAAGAUCGGCAAAGUCAUGCGCCACAUACAUGCCCUCAGCGACGACAAGGUGCCGCGCGACGAGGAGUUCAAAUUCCGGGAGCGCGCGAAGGUGCUCGUCGACAAGUGGCACGACGUGCUCAAGACGACGAACGGUGCACCCGAGUCGAAGCCCGCCGCGAAUGGCGCGCGCAAAGAAGACGGCCCUGCGUCCACCAACGGCAAGUCGGAGAACGGUGCUACGGAGGCGAAGGCGAACGGUGUCGCCGCCAUGGAGGUCGACGCGGACGCGAAGGGCGAGGUCGAGCCUGCGGCGGAGGAAUCCGCUGACGCGGAGUCGAAGCCCGCCGAUGACGAGCCUGUCAACGGCGCUGCGGACGAGUCGAUGCUGGCGGACGUCACGAUGUCGGAGGCUGCAUAAUCCGGCAGCGCACAGCAGUGAGACAUCCGCCCGCCCGCUACCCACCUGGGGGCGCCCCGCCCUCGCCGCGUGUGACACCCCAACCGAAAUGGCCCCUAGUGCUUCCUUGCGCCCCGUGCUCCUCCCGCGCCCCUCGCCCCCCAAACGUCCUGCCGAACACAACGUUUCGACGGGCUGCUCAUUUUGUCGUCGGUUGUACGUUUGCCCCCUGUAUCCUAUAUUCCCCUUCCCGCCCUCUCGAUCGCGAAGUUGUCUAGUUGUCCCGCGUUGUGCUUUUUCUGCCCCCUCCCUCCUGUGACCCCGCCACGUACGGCGCCC